Molecule: messenger RNA, 540 nt
Organism: Salvia hispanica
Lineage: Eukaryota; Viridiplantae; Streptophyta; Magnoliopsida; Lamiales; Lamiaceae
Source: RefSeq, a predicted model, not a curated record
AUGAAUCCAUAUGGUAAUUUCACUGGCAAGUCUUGGUCAGGACUCGGGAGCAACAAGCUUCUCGUGAUAUUUUGCAACCUUGGCCAACGCCACUUCCAAUUCCAAUUCCAUGGCACCAUCCGCGUCCUCAGCCUCAAGCAAAACCGCUUCACCGGUCCAAUUCCGGACCUCUCCAACCUCACUGCCUUAGAACUCCUCUUCCUCUCUGAAAACCGCUUCUCCGGUGAGUUUCCGGCGUCACUAAUUUCACUCUCCAACCUCUACCGCCUCGAUCUCUCCCGCAACAGAUUCUCCGGCGAAAUCCCCCUCUCCGUCAACCACCUCACGCAUUUGCUCACCCUCCGCCUCGAGGAGAACUCCUUCUCCGGCGCAAUUCCCGAUUUACACUUGCCGAAUUUGCAGGAAUUCAACGUGUCGGGGAAUAAGUUCCCGGAGCUAUACCAAGCUCGUUUUCUAAAUUCCCUGUGUCGUCGUUUUGGGGGAAUCCGGCAUUAUGCGGGACGCCGUUGGAGAAAUGUGGUGAAAUUGCGUCGCUGGUGA